Molecule: messenger RNA, 651 nt
Organism: Nicotiana attenuata
Lineage: Eukaryota; Viridiplantae; Streptophyta; Magnoliopsida; Solanales; Solanaceae
Exons: 2
Coding region: 1-651 (216 amino acids)
Source: RefSeq, a predicted model, not a curated record
AUGGCCAGUCUUCAGGGUUCUUCAAAUAUUCCAGAGGAAUUAAGCAAGGAGAUCCAUUGUCUCCUGCUUCGUUCAUCUUUAUCUACUAAGGUGCUAUCUAGAUCUUUAAACAAGCUGUUUGAGGAAAAAUCAUUUGUAGGAUUUUGGAUGCCAAAGUGGACCGAUCCAGUAAAUCAUCUUGCAUAUGCUGAUGACACCAUCAUAUUUGCAUCAGCACAUCCAGAAUCCUUGAAGAAGAUCAUGGAAGUAUUGAAUGAUUAUGAGAAGACUUCACGCCAGUUGAUCAACAAAGCAAAAAGCUCAUCAUAUAUGCAUUCUAAGGCAGCCAAUGCAUUGUUCCAAACAUUUGGUGAUAUCACAAGACUUGGGAGAAUAAAGGAUUAUUAUGAUGAUCUCGUUAAGAAAGUGAAGGCAAAGUUACAUUCAUGGAAAGGAAAGUUUCUAUCUUUUGGAGGCAAGGCUACCUUGAUAAGCAGUGUUCUUCAGAGUAUGCCUAUUCAUAUCCUAUCAGUUUUGGAUCCACCUAAGAACAUUAUAGACCAUUUGCACAAAUUGUUUGCAAGAUUCUUUUGGAGCACAAAGGAGGAAGGGAGAAGUAGGCACUGGCAUCUUGGAAGAAUUUGUGUCUUCCAAAGGAGGAGUGAGGACUAG